Molecule: messenger RNA, 1745 nt
Organism: Ostrinia nubilalis (European corn borer)
Lineage: Eukaryota; Metazoa; Arthropoda; Insecta; Lepidoptera; Crambidae
Product: facilitated trehalose transporter Tret1-like
Exons: 4
Coding region: 204-1658 (484 amino acids)
Biological process (GO): transmembrane transport
Cellular component (GO): membrane
Molecular function (GO): transmembrane transporter activity
Source: RefSeq, a predicted model, not a curated record
CCAUCGCCUCGUACAAAAUAAUUAUAAAGAGUACCUAAUCAUUCUAUUCCAUACUCUUACUCGUUCAAAUGUGUCUAACUUUUAAUUUAAAAUUACCUACAAUAGAAUAUUUUAUUCUAAAAGGUCUUUGCAAGUUACACAAAAAAUACUUCGUGUAAAUUUUUUAUGUGCCACAUUUUGUGAAAAUGCAUUUAAUUUGAAGAAUGAUGACGGGUAAAUCGACACAAUGGAUAACACCAUUCACCAGACAGUGCUAUGUCACCAUGGGGGUGUCUCUUAGCAUGAUGCAGAUGGGCCUUAUUAUGGGGUUCUCCACCAUCCUCCUGCCUCAGCUGAAGUCUCCCGGUUCCUCGAUACCCAUUGAUGAUAAUUAUGGGUCAUGGAUAGCAUCUCUACCUGCUGUCACCAUCCUCAUCGGUAAUUUCACCAUCCCAAGCAUCAUGGGGCAGUUCGGGAGGAAAAUUGCCAGCCUGACCUGCAUUUUCAUCACCAUCGCUGGCUGGAUCAGCGUCUACCUAGCCAGUGACGUCAUCUCCCUUCUAGCAGCUAGAGGCUUGCAAGGAAUCGCCCUAGGCAUGGUCUCCGCGUUAGGACCAGUUCUCAUCGGAGAAUACACUAGUCCUAAAAAUAGGGGUGCCUUCCUCAUGACCAUUUCCAUUACCAUUGGAAUUGGAGUACUAGCUGUACACGUUUUAGGUUCAUAUUUGCGUUGGCAGACUGCAGCGCUGAUUGUGAUAGCCAUGACUGUGGUAGACUUAUUGAUUGUUAUAUCCUCACCAGAAUCUCCAGCCUGGUUGGCUGAUCAGGGAAGGUUUGAGGAGUGUACUGUGAUCUUUAGAUGGCUAAGAGGUGAUACAGAGGAAGAUGAAUUAGAGAAAAUGAUCAAAACAAGCACGGCGUUACGGAAAGAGAAAGACGAUGUUGCUACAGCAGAUGCAUGCUUAGUGAAGAUGUGGAAUAACAUAAAAGAUUUCAGAUUGACGCUAAAGAGGAACGAAUUUUACAAACCGAUCGUAAUAAUGUUGCAUAUCUACACCAUGGCUCAAUGGUGUGGUCUCCACGUCCUAGCGUCAUAUGGUUUUGUCCUGAUACAUAACACCAUAGGCACCAACAUCAACGUGCCUUUGAUGAUCAUAUCAUUAGAUUGCAACAGAAUAAUAUCAAACACUAUUGCUCUGAUUUUAAUCAGGAAAAUAAGAAGAAAAUUCAUGAUGUUUUCGACUAUUGGAUUGAAUAUUGUAUGUUUGCUAGCCGUAGCAGGGUACACGUAUUCGAAAACUUACAAUCUGAUCACUUUGGACAAUGAGUAUGUGGGCAUUGCGUUGCUCCAUAUAAUGACAUUGUCGAUGGGGAUGGGAUGUCUCCCUAUUUCGUUUAUCCUGGCAGGGGAAAUCCUGCCGUUGCAAUUCAAGAGUUUAGCGGGAGGGAUCAGCUCCUCCUUUUUCUCCCUGAACAUGUUCAUUGCCCUCAAAACUCUCCCACUUUUGAUGAACAGUAUUGAUAUCCAUGGAACUUUUACUGCCUAUGCUGUACUGUUGAUAUAUUGCCUGACUGUGGUUGGGUGUAUGCUGCCAGAAACUAAGGAUAAGACUUUGCAAGAAAUUGAGGAAGAAUUUAAAGGGAAGAAGAAACCAGUGCCUUUAGGUUUGACACCAUAAUAAGAAGGCGGAUUAUUCCGAGACUUUAUACUUAAUCUAAGUACCUACACAAACAAUAUUUAGAGAAAUAAACACAUUUUGAAUGGG